AUGGCGCAUGACUACAGUUGGGGCGGGAAUGUUAUCCGUACCUUCUUCGAGGAGCAUCUACCGCUCAUGCUCGACGCACCAGUGAUUAUCACAUCCCUCAACUACGAUCACUUUGGGGAAUUCCUUGUUUGCAGCCUCCCGUUCUUCAUACAAAUGGGGAAGAAGAACUACGUGACAAUCAUCCUUUGCAUUUUUGGGCGCAUGGGCUUCUACCGUGCGCACAACAUCCCGCUUUACAAAUGGAUCCAAAACUACUUCCGGUAUCUCAGCGAGGAGGCCAUCGAACUCUGGCAUUCAGUCAUCCGUCCCCUUAUUCAUCCGACGAUGCAGCAGAAUCAAGCCGAGCUGCGAGUCAUGUUCAAAGCUGCCCUCCAAGAAGCCGAUGCUCAGGAAGCGGCAGUACUGAAUAUUCGCCGAGGCAAGCUACGGGGAGCAAACGCCGGGACGUCGUUGUUCCAAUUCCGCAAAGACCAGGAGUGCAACCUCCAGGCUGCGGCGGAUAAGCUUCUCAGCAUUCUUGACCAGAUAAUCGUCUACAACAGAGACCAUGGCGGCCCAGCCUACGAGAGGGAAUCAAGGACAGCUGGCAAGAAUCCGGUGACCACGCGGUUGUAUCGUUUCACCGCAGAGCCUGACGGCCUGCUGCUAGGCAAGGCAGUCAUCCCACUUGACCAGCGACGCCCAAAUGCACAAGGCCACACCGUAGUCAAGGUUGGAAAGCAUGUUGACAUUACUUGA
Fimicolochytrium jonesii is the source of this 738-nucleotide messenger RNA. RefSeq lists its product as uncharacterized. Lineage: Eukaryota; Fungi; Chytridiomycota; Chytridiomycetes; Spizellomycetales; Powellomycetaceae. The record is from RefSeq and is a predicted model, not a curated record. The coding region runs from base 1 to 738 and encodes 245 amino acids. The transcript has a single exon.